This is a messenger RNA of Xyrauchen texanus (razorback sucker), 1137 nucleotides long. Its product is annotated as centrosomal AT-AC splicing factor-like. The record is from RefSeq and is a predicted model, not a curated record. The transcript is spliced from 11 exons. Lineage: Eukaryota; Metazoa; Chordata; Actinopteri; Cypriniformes; Catostomidae. The coding region runs from base 41 to 1075 and encodes 344 amino acids.
GCCCCUGCAGUCGCCAUGUAAACAAAACCAAAGUAGCCAAAUGGGUGCAUUUUACUGUUCAAUCUGCAGGAAAACGGAUUUUUCUGGAAAAGGACACAUCUAUGGAAAAAGCCACCAGAGUAAGCUUAAAAUCGUUAUCGUCAAAUUCAUGGAGAAGGUCAAAGAAGCGCGGCGGACCAUCAAAAAUCCACAGGUAGAGAAAUACAGUCCCAAUCAUGAUGAUAAACUCUGGUGUUAUUGUUGCGGGCUGGAGGUGCAAAAACAUGUUACUGACAGUAACAUCACUGUGCUGCACGGAGGACUGCUUGAGCACAUGAGCACGAUAGAGCACCGGAAAAACACACACAAGUUCUGGUGGGAGAAUAAAGGAGACCCCAAACUGAGAGACAAGUUCAUCGUAACAAAGGAGGAAACUGAUAGAUUCAAGUCUGAGGUUACCAAGGCUCUAGAACAGUUUGAGGAAAACGGUGAUGUGUUUAUUAAAAAGCAAGCAGCAGUGAUCCGCUCUCAGGUGCAGCACAGACUGGAGGUCCUGCAGGCAUUAUCAGAGCCUGAUCCAGAUUUGUUACAGCCUGCUGAACUGGGCCAGCACAACAAUGAACACACAGCCAGAAGUUCCCACAGUGGCACUUAUGAAAUGGGGGUGCUGUCAGAAUCAAGCCAUGACAAUCUUGCAUCACACAGUCAGUGGAAUGAGUCCGGACUGGGCAUAACUUUCAUCGGUUACCAGGACUCUUCCAGCAGUGGCAAUGUCCAUACUGGAGCGGUGCCACCGUGGCUACUGGAGGAGCCUGAUGAGGGCUCAGGCAGCGGCCAGCAGGAAAUGGGUCCCUCUCUUCAGGAGUUUCUCAAACACAAGGAACAUGAGAAACUCCAGAAGCUUCCUCCUAACCGUGUGGGAGCAAACUUUAACCACAGCUCACACACUGAUGCCAACUGGCUGCCAUCGUUUGGAAGCGUGUGGAAUAGUGGCAGGCGCUGGCAGUCUAAGCAUCAGUUCAGAGAAGAGGAGGUCAAAACCAGGGGCAAGAGGAAGUGGGCAGAUGCUAAGAAAGAAACAAAAAGGCCUCAGUAAUGGAGAUUUAUGUGCUUAGAUGGAGCUGACACAUUAAGUUGCUUAAUUCUUUGUGAACUACU